Arachis ipaensis is the source of this 1167-nucleotide messenger RNA. RefSeq lists its product as uncharacterized. Lineage: Eukaryota; Viridiplantae; Streptophyta; Magnoliopsida; Fabales; Fabaceae. The record is from RefSeq and is a predicted model, not a curated record.
UUUAUGAUCAUGUGAAGGGAAGAGACAGUGAGUUAGUUUGAAUUAAUUUAUGAAUUUUUGAAUUUGCUGAUUGAAAUUGAAUGUAAACCUUUAAGUGGUUUAUGGCUUUGUGCUAUUGGAUUAUUGCACACUGCUUGGUGUUGUCGUUCUUAUGAGAGUUUGCCUGUGUAGGACCAACAAAGAUAUCAUUGUUUAUGCAUGCGACUGUAGUGAUGAGACUCUUGAAAGGGCCAAGGAGAUUUUAGGUGCUGCCAUGAUUGUGGCUUUUAGUCACCGGUUUCGUACAUUCUGUUGUGAUGUUUCCACUGAUGGAUUCCCAAACUGGUUGGUAUGCAACCCAUGCCGAGAUAGAGUUUUGCAAAAACCAUCAAUGUGCUUGUUAGAUGUCAAACAUGAUAAUGGAAUGCACUCUACCAAUCCAUUUAAAUUAGAAGGAUGCGAAUGUUGUAUUGGGGGAGUAGAUUUUGUAACAUUGAUAUUCACCCUAUCAGCAAUACCAUUGGAAAGGAUGCCAAGGUUCAUCAAGGAAUGCUUUAUUGUGUUAAAUCCUGGAGACAUGGUUUUAUUUAGGGACUACGGCCUCUAUGAUAUGACCAUGCUUCGAUUUGAGGAAGAUAAGAGAGUUGGAUUUAGGGAAUACAUGCGAUUGGAUGGAACACGAUCAUAUUUCUUUUGUUUGGAUACUGUACGAGAUCUAUUUGUGAGUUCAGGCUUCACCGAGCUUGAGCUUGAUUAUUGCUGUGUAAAAUCUGUAAACCGCCAGAAAGGCAAGUGCAUGCGAAGGAUUUGGGUUCACGGGAAGUUUCAGAAGCCUGUACUGAAUUAGGUAUCAGCAAUCUCUCUUUGGGCAUACCAUGUUAAUUUAGAAGAAAAUUUCACUUAUUCGAAUAUAUCAUUGAUCGGUUCCAGCUAUCCUAAAGAUUAAAGGGGAGACAGAUGAAUCAUAAAGCCAGUGAAGAGCUCUUGAAUUUCGGCACCAUGAGAAUGACAUGGUUAUCUGUUUUUGGAAAAGCAAAUGUAGAAGAUCUCUUUGGCUAUAGUGACAUGUCCAGUCUAUCCUUUUUUUUGGAGUGAAUAUGAAUCCAAUGUAUCUUGUGGUUUUUAAGAGAAUCAUCAUGUUAACUUAACAGAAAAAAAAAGAAUUAUCUCGUUAAUCUGCAGAUGACA